CCAGGCCAAAAAUAUUUAAAAAAUGAAACAAAUUUUAAUGUUUUGAAAAUUGGCAACAUUUUUGCGUUGUCUUCUGAAAAAAAAUCUACAAUGGCAGAUGCAAAGCAAGGAAAAACACCAAUUGAGGACUUUUACAAUGGAUCAUCCCAGUCACGGGUGGUCCUUGCUAAACCCAGACUUGGAGGCUUUGGAUCAUCGAGCUUUGCCUCCAGUUCAAGCAGUAAAAGCUGUAAUCCAUUUGGCUCUGUAUUACGUCCAUCCACAUUAAAACCGGGCAGUAAUCCAUUUCUCAAAAUAACUGACACUGAAGAAGAAAAAGAAAAGGUAGAAAGCAAACAGGAAGAAGAUAACGUAGAUCGAUUGAAGGACUCCCAGGAGGAGGAGGAAGCUCCUAAAUUUGUUCCCUUAGGUUCUGCCAAUGUGACUCCCAGGACAUCAAACCCUGUGCCAGCACCGGCUCAACCGACUACGGCUAGUUCGUCAUCAGGGUUUGUGUUUGGCCAGAACUUGAGUGAGAGAGUAGUGAUACAAGAGAAUGUCAAUAAUGGAGACAUUGCCCCAGUAGACCACAGCUCUACCAAUGGCACAACUGACUUGCUGUUCACAAGUGCUGCUGCCUCUGUCAAGGAUAACCAGGAGGAAGCGGGUCCGAGCUCCCCUGGGCCGGGAGGCGCGGGGGCCGCGGGGGGUGCGGGCGCGGGGCUGGCGGCGGCGGCGGCCGCGUACGAGCGCUCGCACGCGCGCCCGCCCCCGCCCCCCGCCACCGCCGGCUGCAACAUCACCGGCGAGGAGGGCGAGAUCAACGUCCUACAGAUCUCAUGCCGGCUAUUCGCGUGGGAGGCGGGCAGCUGGCGCGAGCGCGGGCGCGGCGUGCUGCGCCUCAACGACGCCAUGGCGGGCGGCGGCGCGGCGCGGCUGGUGGCGCGGGUGGCGGGCUCGCUGCGGGUCGUGCUCAACACCAAGCUGUGGCCCGACAUGGUGGUGCAGCGCGCCGGGACCAAGUCGCUGCGGAUCACCGCCGCGGACGCCCAGCAGCAGGUCAAGCUGUUCCUCAUCAUGGGAGCUCCAGCUGACAUAGUGCAACUAUACAGAGCCCUCUCGGCGCGGGUAGCGAUGAGCAAGAAGUCGAGCAACUGCACGGUCAACUCCAACUCACAGCAGGCGGCAGAACGCCUCGAGGCCGCCGCUGAAGACGACGAGUUCGAGGACAAGGCCGACCACGCUAGCGACAAGACACAGCCCUCAGAUAACGAUAGAAUAAACAAUAAGACUGAAGAAUCCCCCACUAACAACGACACGAAACCGCUGAAAAGAAAAGAACCAGUCGAAGAAGAAACGUCACCCAAAAGACAGUGCCCCGAAAUAUUAACAGAGUGAUACACACACAAACUCGCUUCUUUUGCAGUGUAAUGUGAUUAUGUGGACAAUGUUAUUUCGACUCCCGCUAAAAGCUCUGGGUUCAAUGAAAUCUUAUGUAAAAACUAAAGAGAUAUUAUGUAGGAAUAUUUAUGAUUAAAUUAGUAUAGCAUAAUCGAUUGUUGGUUGAUUAUUACAAUGAAGAUCGAUCUCCACGUUGAAUGCAUCUGAAUAGGCACAAUUAUAAACCUUUAAUGUUGUUAAAUUACGUAGCGCGUCAAAAAGGGUUUGCCCUUUUGUUUUUGAGGAUUAUAGAAUAUUUUCAAAUAAUUUCAUUGUUGGAACAAAAUAUCUCUUAUGCUUAUAAAAGCGGCUUUACAAUAGGUUUAACAUUCCAAUUAUUGCAAGUGAAUACAUUGUCGUAAAUAAUAUGUUUAUUUGGCCAGAGCAGAUAUAUGAUAUGGUUUCAUUUCUUAUCAUAACAAUAAAUGCAAUUUUACAUCUA
This is a messenger RNA of Pectinophora gossypiella (pink bollworm), 1861 nucleotides long. RefSeq names its product ran-binding protein 3 (gene RanBP3). The record is from RefSeq and is a predicted model, not a curated record. The coding region runs from base 91 to 1377 and encodes 428 amino acids. Gene Ontology annotation, molecular function: GTPase activator activity. Gene Ontology annotation, biological process: protein export from nucleus. The transcript has 6 exons. Gene Ontology annotation, cellular component: nuclear pore; cytoplasm. NCBI's taxonomy places the organism in Eukaryota, Metazoa, Arthropoda, Insecta, Lepidoptera, Gelechiidae.